This is a messenger RNA of Chara braunii, 1514 nucleotides long. The record is from the annotation of a GenBank genome assembly. NCBI's taxonomy places the organism in Eukaryota, Viridiplantae, Streptophyta, Charophyceae, Charales, Characeae.
UUUGCCACCGUAACAAGGGUCGAUCUCGAGUCCCCUUCGGCGAACUGAAACCUUUGCCGAUUCCUCGGGCACCACGCCUCUCCAUUGCUAUGGACGUGACAGACCCGUUUCCCCGCGAUCGCCACGACCAUGACGGUAUUCUCACGGUCGUUGACYGUUUGAGCAAGUAUGCUCGCUUCCUUCCUUGCAAGUAUCAUGCUGCAGCACCUGAGCUCGCACGACUCUUGCACACCGGUUGGAUUACCAACCAGGGUGUUCCGGAAGAUAUAGUGAGCGACCGAGAUACUCGCUUCAUGUCGGCCUUUCGGACUUCUCUCAUGACUGAGUCCGGCACGACAAUGAAGCCGAGCUCGGCUCGGCACCCGCAGACGGAUGGUCAGACGGAGCGAGCGCACCAGACUGCUCAGAUGAUGUUGCGUACGCUCAUCCGUCCCGACCAGAAAGAUUGGGUUGACCGGCUUCCCGACAUCGAGUUCGCCUACAACACUUCGGUGCACCCAGCGAUCUGCGUCACACCUUUCGAGCUACAUCAUGGUGGAGAGAAAGCACGGAUCUUCGCUGAUCUCCUUUUGCCACAGGCUGCCGACACAGACGUCCCUUGCUCUCCCGCUUCCGUCCGGAAGUACCGGGACUUGCUGAUCAAAGCCCGCGCAAAUAUGCAAAAGGCUCAGAUCCGCAUGCAGCAGCAGGCUAACCGACGUCGACUUCCAUAUCCUUUCCGCGAGGGAGACCUUGUUUGGGUCCUCUCCGAGGAAUUUGCGCUCGAGCAGGAUGUUUCGCGCAAACUCCUUCCGAAAUGGUUCGGACCAUGGGAAGUCACUUCUGCCGUUGGAGACGACCCCGCAGGUCCUUCCUUCGUGAUCAACAUUCCACCGCACCUGACAGAGCAUCGGGUCUUCCACGCAUCGAAGCUGGCCAUCUACACGCCACCUUCAGCUGACGAGUUCCCUGGACGUCGAUCACAGGAUCCGCCUUCUAUGGACGGACAUCAGGAAGUUGACCGAGUCAUCACGCACCGCAAGUAUGGCAACAAGCCAAGGCAGUASAAAGUCRCAUUCAAGCAAUGUGCGYCUGAUGACACUCGGUGGAUCUCCAGUACAGAUUUGCAGACUUCUGCACCCCUCAUCUUCGCCGACUAUAAGAAGCGACGCCUUGCUAAGGACGCAGCUCGCCCUGCCCGACCCACCCCGGUAUCGGACAGACAACUUCGCCCUCGCAGGUAGCUCGGUCUUUUAAGAGGGGGAGUGUGUUACAUCUUCGACGCACACGGGUCCUACCGGACCCGACUUAGGGCCGGAGGGACACAUCAGGGCCUAAAGGCCCGACCUUGGGGUAUUAAAGGCCCUCAGGGCCUGAUCUUGGACCAGUACCCGACGGGGAGGCCCAAACGGCAUUAUCGUUUGGGCCUGGCGGCGCUCUUGAGGCUGCCGCCCGCCGGUUGGGGCUGAACCGUCCAUCUGGACGGUUCAGGGCAUGGCCAGGCCUCGCAGCAUUGAGGCCGGCCUCUGCCCCAC